Gadus macrocephalus (Pacific cod) is the source of this 5057-nucleotide messenger RNA. RefSeq names its product NLR family CARD domain-containing protein 3-like. The record is from RefSeq and is a predicted model, not a curated record. The coding region runs from base 343 to 3915 and encodes 1190 amino acids. The transcript has 12 exons. Gene Ontology annotation, molecular function: protein binding. NCBI's taxonomy places the organism in Eukaryota, Metazoa, Chordata, Actinopteri, Gadiformes, Gadidae.
GCGGUUUAUACAUAACACUAUGAUAUAAUGAACAUUGCUGCAGUCGCUAAUGUGACCACAGUCGUUUAUUAUGGUAACAAAAUGGUCCAUUGCCCCCCUGGCUGAGUGCGCAGCCAACCAUGUUUGUAAACUGGAAAAACAAGCAAGUAUCCACUUUUGUUUCUAAGCUGCUGCAAAGAUAAAAUGAUAAAGACCAGAACUUCAGAAUUAAGUAAAAUAACAAUUGAUAGCAAAGCAGAUAUGUAGAAAUGUACACAAUAUUGUUUCAUUCUCUGAACCACAGGGGGCAACCAAACAUACCAUCAAGCAUAAAAGAAGCAUUAUAUAAUACAGAUAUGGAGAAUGAAGGCCCACCCAUCUUUGCACCUGAGCAAGAAUCAAACUGGUCUCCAUUCUACGAUGAAUGAGGAGAGAGAGGACUGGGGUCCCAACUCUAAAACCACUCUGUCUGGGGAACAUGGCCGCCAGAGCAAAGCUAAGGGCCCAGAGCAGCAGAAGAGAGUAAACUCCCCUGUACCAAGCCGUGUCUCCAUGAAGAGUGAUGGGUCUAUGGAUUUUCCUCCUAACUUUCAGGAUGGAAGUCACCAACGUGCUGAGAACAGUGGGAAGCAUGAGGGUGCAGUCUCCCCUGGACCCAGCUGUGUCUCCAUGAAUAGUGACCGUUCUAUGGGUCUUUUUCCUGACUUCAAAAAAGGACAACCCUCCAGAAAGGAGAGACAACCCCAGGUGUGUUCAAAGGUUACCGGUGCUCAGUGUGUACCGCAACUUCAAACAGAGCUGAUCAAGAUGGCUGAGGAGAGGGUACACGCUUUUGUAGACAAGGAGCUGAAGAAGCUCUGGAGGGAUAUUUUCCCGCAUGACCCACAAGGCUCAGAGACUCAGAGGGAGGAGGAGGAGGAGGAGGGGUUGGAUUGUAAGAAUGAGGAUCAGAGGAGGCGUGCCAUAGAGGGAGUAGUAGACAUCACAAAGCUCUGUCUGUUGGAGCUCAACCAGGAUGAACUCGCCGGCAAACUGAGGAGCGAAUCUGUUGCUGUAGAGUGCCAAAAUAAAAUCAAGGCUCAUCUGAUGGAGAAGUUCAGGUGUGCGUUUCAGGGAGUUGCUAAAGCAGGACUGCCAACAGGUCUGAACACCUUCUACACAGAGCACUACAUCACAGAGAGAGGCAGUGGAGAGGUCAACAAGGAACAUGAGGUCAGACUGAUUGAAACAGCUGCCAAGAAAACUGCCAAGGAGGGAACAAAAAUUAAAUGUGAAGACAUCUUUAAACCCUUGCCGGGACAAGAUCAACCAAUCAGAACAAUAAUGACAACUGGAGUAGCUGGCAUCGGUAAAACCGUUUUAACACACAAGUUCACUCUUGACUGGGCUGAAGGCAAAGCCAACCACGACAUACACUUCACAUUUCCCAUCUCUUUCAGAGAGCUGAAUUUACUGAAAGAGAAGGAGUUUAGCUUGGUGGAACUUCUUCAUCAUUUCUUUAUUGAAACCAAAGUGGCAGGCAUCUGCAGAUACGAUCAGUUCCAAGUGGUCUUCAUCUUGGAUGGUCUGGAUGAGUGUCGACUUCCUCUGGACUUCCAGAACAACCAGAUCUGGACCGAUGACACAGCGUUGACCUCGGUGGACGUGCUGCUGACAAACCUCAUCGAGGGCAACCUGCUUCCCUCUGCACGCAUCUGGAUAACCACACGCCCUGCGGCAGCUAAUAAGAUCCCUGCUCAGUGUGUUGGCAUGGUGACAGAGGUGAGAGGGUUCACCGACCCACAGAAGGAGGAUUACUUCAAGAAGAGAUUCAGAGAGUGUGCGCUGGCAGGCACCAUCCUCUCCCAUAUCAAGAAAUCACGAAGCCUCUACAUCAUGUGUCACAUCCCAGUAUUCUGUUGGAUCACUGCUACAGUACUGGAUGACUUCUUCAAAACAUCCCAGAGAGGAGACAAGAUGCCCCAGACCCAGACUCAGUUGUACAUCCAUUUCCUGAGAGUUCAGUCCAUACAAGGGAUCAGGAAGUAUCAUGGGAGCGCAGAAACAGAUUCUCAACGGAGUUCAAAGAGCAGGGAGAUCAUUGUUUCUCUGGGAAAACUUGCUUUUAACCAGCUAGAUAAAGGCAACCUGAUCUUCUACGAGGCAGACCUGGCAGAAUGCAGCAUCGAUAUCAGAUCAGCCUCAGAAUACUCAGGAGUGUUCACCCAGCUGUUCAAAGAGGAAUGUGGACUUUACCAGCUGAAGGUAUUCUGCUUUGUCCAUCUGAGCAUCCAGGAGUUUCUGGCUGCCCUUUAUGUCUUUCUGUCCUUCAGAGACACUGGUGUAAAUCUGCUCUCAGAAGAACAACUGAACUCGCAGGAAGAAGAAUUCCUCUACCAGAGUGCUGUGGACAAGGCCUUGCAGAGUGAGAACGGACACCUGGACUUGUUCCUCCGCUUCCUCCUGGGUUUCUCUCUGGAGACCAAUCAGAUUCUCCUACAAGGUCUGCUGGGACAGACAGCAAGUAGCUCAUGGACCAAUCAUGGAAUAGUAUCGUACAUCAAGGAGAAGAUAAGUGGAGAUCUCGCUCCAGAGAGGAGCAUCAAUCUGUUCCACUGUCUCAAUGAGCUGAACGACCAUUCUCUAGUGGAGGAGAUUCAACAGUACCUGACAUCAGGAAGUCCCUCCAAAGAAUCUCUCUCCCCUGCUCAGUGGUCAGCUCUGGUCUUCAUCUUACUUUCCUCAGAAGAGAAUCUGGACGUGUUUGACCUAAAGAAGUACUCAGCUUCAGAGAAGGGUCUUCUUAGGAUGAUGCCAGUGGUGAAAGCCUCAAAAACAUCUCUGCUGAAUGGCUGUCAGCUGUCAGAGAGAUGCUGUGAAGCUCUGUCUUCAGUACUCAGCUCCAACUCAUGUCUGAAAGAGAUGGAUCUGAGUGGUAAUGUUCUACAGGAUUCAGGAGUGCAGCUGCUCUCUGCUGGACUGAGGAGUCCACACUGUACACUGCAAACUCUCAGGCUGAAUGACUGUAAGCUGUCAGAGAGAUGUUGUGAAGCUCUGGCCUCAGUUCUCAGCUCCAGCUCCUCUAGUCUGAAAGAACUGGACCUGAGUGCCAAUGAUCUUCAGGAUUCAGGGGUGAAGCUGCUCUCUGCUGGACUGGGAAGUCCACACUGUACACUGGAAACUCUAAGGUUGUCUGGCUGCCUGGUCACACAGGAAGGCUGUGCUUCUCUGGCCUCAGCUCUGAGAUCCAACCCCAACUAUCUGAGAGAGCUGGACCUGAGCUACAAUCACCCAGGAGACUCAGGAGUUAUGCUGCUCUCUGCCGGACAAGAGGAUCCACACUGCAGUCUGGAGAUUCUCAGUAUCGAGCAUGGUGGAGUGUGGAGGCUGAAAUCAGCUCUGAAGAAAUAUGCCUGUGAACUCACACUGGACCCAAACACCGCCAACGUAAAACUCUCUCUGUCUGAUGACAACACAAAGGUGACAGUGGUUGAAGAAAAACAGUCGUAUCCUGAUCACCCAGAGAGAUUUGACUUCUUUAAACAGGUGUUGUGUAGAGAGGGUCUUACUGGCCGCUGUUACUGGGAGAUUGAGAGGGAAGGAGAUAUUGCCACAGGAGUGACAUACAGAGGAAUCCCAAGGCUAGGAUAUGGUGGUGAUAGCGCAUUUGGAUGGAACAGCAAGUCCUGGCGUAUUGAUUGUCGUGAAGAUGGGUACACUGCCUGGUACAACGGUAUUAGAACAGAAAUAUGUCUUCCCCCCCCUGGCUCCAACAGGUUAGGAGUGUAUCUGGAUUGGUCUGCUGGUACUCUGUCCUUCUACAGAGUGUCCCCAGGUAUUGAAGGGUCCUCAGACACAAUGACACACAUCUACACCUUUCAUGCCACAUUCACCCAGGAACUCCACCCUGGGUUUAGGUUAUGGAGUUCUGGGGCCAGAUUCACGAAAAUAUCUUAAAAAGCAAGUGAACCCGCUGCUCUCUUUUGGUGUUUUUCCAUUUGCACUUUGGGCCGUGCCGAGUCAGUACUUGACUUGUGUUUUAGCUACCAGUUUAAACAAGCCGAGCCGCACCCAACGACAUUUCCAAGAUCUGGCCAAAGCGUGCCUGAACCUCCUCCAAGCGGGCUGCAAUGUCGUCAGCGCAAACAUCAAAGUCAAGGGAAUGUUCUCCGCACAUGCACUCCAGGGCUUUAUAGUAUAAGUGUUUAUAUGUUUCUUUAAGUAGUUAGCAUUUCCUGCCAACCAUUCUUGUGAACAUUCUGCUCAGCACAGAACUCAAAAUGCUCAAAAUGCUUCAGAAGCGCACUUUGACAAAACAGAUGCUUAACUUACACUGCAAGAUCUCAAUUUUCAAAUACCAUAUAAACUUGUUUUUUUAAUAAGAAAUUACCUGAAUCUGCCCCCUGCCUCCGUGUGUCAUUUGUAGGAACACACACACACAAAUAUAUACACAGACAUACAUUUCAAGCAUGUUUAAAAACGCAUACACAUGCAUUCAGGCCUUCAUGCGCACACGCACACACACACACACACUAUUUUUAGAGCUUGGUUGUUAAUUGCUAAUCCAUCUCUGUAUUCCAACUGCUGGGCUGUUUUACUUAGUGGCAACAUUAGAUUUGAGGGGAACUCUGCGGGUUGAGCCUGGGGGGGUUCACACCCCUGAUGCAACGUUUGUUUGUAAUAACUGGUAAUCUGUAUACAAUUUGAAUAUCUUUACGCCUGGAACUACAUGUAUUACAUUUUGUUGUUUUAAUAGCAGCUGUUUUUGCUCUGAACAAGUCAACUUGGAGAGUUUAAAUGUUGAAUAUACUCGAGGGCUUUUUAUUCUGACACGUUUUGAUUUGAUAAGCCUGACACGGAGCCUGAUUUAAAAGAGAUUGAAUAUUGUAUUCGUAAUAGGAGUGGUCGAUGGGGAAAGCGAAUGAUGUUCAUUUUCUGAAUGACAAACUGAAUAUUGAUUCCCUGUGUUCAGUUGUGAACACCACGAAAGCAGAACAUGUUCAGUUAUUAACGAUAUGUGCACACCUGUUUAUGAUUUUUCAUGUAAGGGACAAUUUAUUCUGAUCUGUUUUUUAAUAAAGCAUAACGGUAUUAAACAA